UCGAGGCCAGUGCCCUGGGCCCAGGGAGGACACAGCUUUAUGACUGGGUAGGUGUGGCCCUGGUUUCUAGGUCAGGAGGUAAAGCUGCUCUGUGACAAGGAGCCACACCCACCCGCUGGGAGUGGGAACUGGGGUCAAGUGGCCAUAGUCAGCAGGACACAACAGUAGGUGGCUGAGGAGGAUGGCGUGCCUGGGUUUCCUCCUCCCCGUGGGCUUCCUCCUCCUCCUAACCAGCACCGUGGCCCAGGGAGAGUACGCCGUGGUCCAUGUGGUGUCGGAGAAUUGGAGCAAGGACUACUGUGUCCUGUUCAGCUCCGAGUAUGUCACCUUGCCACGGGACCUGCAUCACGCCCCACUCCUGCCCUUGCACGAUGGCACCAUGGCACCCUGGUGCCCGGGCGAGGACACCUUCCACCAGGCCCCACCCAGCUCCCCCAGCCAGCAGCCACUCCGCCACACCACCGCCAUGGUCAUGAGGGGCAACUGCAGCUUCCAUGCCAAGGGCUGGCUGGCUCAGGGCCAAGGCGCCCACGGGCUGCUCAUUGUGAGCCGGGCCAGCAGGCAGCAGUGCUCAGACACCACGCCAGCAUCCCAGGACCCCCACAAGCCCCUGCCACACCUCACCAUCCCUGUGGCUGUGCUCCAUUACACUGACAUGCUGGACAUCCUCAGCCACACUCACGGCAGCUCUAUCGUCCGCGUGGCCAUGUACGCACCCCCAGAGCCCAUUCUCGACUACAACAUGGUGGUCAUCUUCAUCCUGGCUGUAGGCACCGUGGCCGUGGGUGGCUACUGGGCCGGCCUGACCGAGGCUGACCAGCUGCAGCGGCGCCGGGCUCGAGGAGGAGGGGGGCCUGGCGGUCACCAUCAGCUGGAAGUGGUGGCAGCCGAGCGGGGGCAGGUGGAAGAUGACAAGGAUGCACCAGUGGACUUCACACCAGCCAUGACAGGUGCAGUGGUCACCAUGUCCUGCUCCAUCGUGCUGCUGCUUUACUUCUUCUAUGACUGCUUUGUCUAUGUCAUGAUCGGAAUCUUUGGCCUGGGCGCUGGCACUGGCCUCUACAGCUGCCUGUCCCCACUGGUGCGCCACCUGCCCCUGCAGCAACGCCAGCAGCCCCUGCCUGGCCAUCGGGCCUGUCUGCAGCUGCCCCUGCUGCUGCUGGCUGGCCUGUGCAUGGUGAUGACCAUCCUCUGGGUGGCCUACCGCAACGAGGACAGCUGGGCAUGGCUCCUGCAGGACACGCUGGGUGUGGCCUACUGUCUCUUUGUCCUUCAGCGUGUGCGGCUACCCACACUCAAGAACUGUACCUCCUUUCUGCUGGUCCUGCUGGCCUUCGACGUCUUCUUUGUCUUCAUCACACCCUUCUUCACCAGGACUGGCAAGAGCAUGAUGGUGGAAGUGGCCACGGGCCCAGCGGAUUCCUCAAGCCAUGAGAGGCUGCCCAUGGUGUUUAAAGUGCCCAAGAUAAGCUUCUCAGCUUUGACUCUGUGUGACCAACCCUUCUCCAUCCUUGGCUUUGGUGACAUCGUGGUCCCCGGCUUCCUGGUGGCCUACUGUCACCGUUUUGAUGUCCUAGUCAGCUCACACCAGGUCUACUUUGUGGCCUGUACCUUGGCCUAUGCUGUGGGCCUGCUGGUCACUUUUAUUGCCAUGGUCCUCAUGCAGAUGGGCCAGCCUGCCCUGCUCUACCUAGUGUCCAGCACCUUGCUCACCAGCCUGGCUGUGGCCACCUGCCGCCAAGAGCUCAGCCUUUUCUGGAUUGGCCAGGGCAGAGCAAAGACACCUGCCCGGGCCAAGGCAGGGCUCCAUGAAGCCCCUGCUGCUGGCUCUGAGCAGAAGCAGGAGGACAGGGCUGAUGUCCAGACAGCUAACAAGUUUGAAGAGGCCACUGGCCAAAGGGCAGUGGACUUAGACAGCAGCCCUGGAGAGGACACAGCCGAGGUCACCAUAUCUGAGGAUGAAAUCAUGGGGGCGGAUGGCCACAGUGACAGCUCCGAGGGCUGGAGCGAUGCCAACUUGGACCCUGAUGAGCUUCCCCCCAUCUCCCCUGGGGCCUCGGAGGAGCUGAUGCCGUUGAUGCCUGUGGCCAUGCUGAUCCCGCUAGUCCCGCUGAUGCCGCCCCCCUCAGAGCUGGGCCAUUCCCACGCCCAGGCCCAGGCCCAUGAGGCCAGUCUGCCCUGGACAGGACUGCACAAGAGGAAGGGCUUCAAGGUGAAGAAGAGCGUAUCGACCCAGGCCUCCUUGUGAACCCGAGCCACCGAGGCAUGUGUUGGCAGAAUAUCGCAGAGCAAAGAAAGCCACGUAUGGCAACAAGAAAUCAGGGCAUUAAAGAGAUUCCAUAUCUACCCAAUGGAGCCAAGUCCUUUGUUAGGGCUGUAAGGAAGCAGUGACCAGGGAAUAUGUCCACACAGGGCCUGGAUAUUCAUUAGGAAUUGGCUAGUACCAUCUCCAAAUUGGAGUCCCUGGGUGGUGCAAACAGUCAAUUGCUCGACUACUAGCAAAAAGGUUGGUGAUUCAAACCCACCCAGUGGUACCUCUAGAAGACAGGGCUGGUGAUCUGCUGAAAGGUCGCAGCCUUGAAAAUCCUAUGAGUAGGAAUUGAUUCAACGGCAACAACCACCCCUAGGUUGUACAGAGGGGGAAACUGAGGGCAUAUGACUUGCAUGAAGGCACUCA
Molecule: messenger RNA, 2677 nt
Organism: Loxodonta africana (African savanna elephant)
Lineage: Eukaryota; Metazoa; Chordata; Mammalia; Proboscidea; Elephantidae
Gene: SPPL2C
Product: signal peptide peptidase like 2C
Exons: 1
Coding region: 182-2248 (688 amino acids)
Biological process (GO): membrane protein proteolysis
Cellular component (GO): cytoplasmic side of endoplasmic reticulum membrane; lumenal side of endoplasmic reticulum membrane; Golgi-associated vesicle membrane
Molecular function (GO): aspartic endopeptidase activity, intramembrane cleaving
Source: RefSeq, a predicted model, not a curated record